GUCAUUUUUGUACAAUUUUCGUUGAGUUCGACACAGUCAUAUUGUCUCCAAAACCUGAAGCAGAAUGAAGCUCUGGAUUAGAAAUGCCAAUUUUACCAUCAGCUUAUCACUGACAUUGCUCAGAUGUUUGGGGUUCUGGUCUCCUGAUGGCUUGGCUGGGAACAAGAGACUUUUGUACAACUGUUACAGUUUUGUCUUUUUCAUGUUUUUACUUGGAAUCUACAUCCUCAUUCAAGUUGUGGACAUGAUAAAGAUAUGGGGAGACCUUCCGCUGAUGACGGGCACGGCUUUCCUCUUAUUCACAAACUUUGCACAUGCCACGAAGGUCAUUAACAUUGUUAUCAGGAAGAAUAGGAUACAGAGGGUAAUUCAACAAGCCAAUGCAGUUCUGAUGGGAGUACAGAGCGAGGAGGCUAGAAGGAUUGUUAAAAGUUGCGACUUUGAAACCAGUAUACAGCUUUGUCUGUACUUUCUAUUGACUUUUGUGACUACUGUUGGAUGGGCGACUAGCGCUGAGAAGCACCAGCUGCCUUUGAGGGCAUGGUACCCUUACGACACCUCCAAGAGUCCAGCAUACGAGUUGACGUACAUCCAUCAAGUGGCAGCGCUAUUGAUAGCUGCUUACAUCAACGUUGCCAAGGAUUCUCUGGUCAGCAGUCUGAUAGCCCAGUGCCGCUGCAGGCUGCGUCUCGUGGGACUUGCACUGGCUUCGCUAGGCCAAGACUUGAAGAUUGAUUAUCAGAGUCAACUCAGUCCAGCACAAGAAAAUAUACUCAAUUUACGUCUAAAAACCUGUGUUUUGGAGCAUCAGACCGUUUUGGCGGCGGUUACCGAACUACAAGCGUGCUUUUCGAAGCCAACCUUUGCGCAAUUUACAGUAUCGCUAAUCAUCAUUUGCGUGACUGCCUUUCAAUUGGUCUCACAAACAGGAAACCUGGUUCGGCUGCUUUCUAUGGGUACUUACCUAAUGAACAUGAUCUUUCAAGUUUUCAUCUACUGCUAUCAAGGAAACAAACUCUCCGUUGAGGCAUAUGACCGACAUUGACAUUAUUAUGUCCAUUGGUAAUGGUAAUAUUUAUCAAAGAGAAAACCCAGAAUGUGAAUGAAAUAAAUGUCAAUGUGAAUGCAAAAGAGCACGGUCCACUUGACGGAGAGUAGUCAGUCACAGAUGCUCACGGUCAUCUUCAUCGCUGCUGCCAAAUGAGUUGUAACCAAUCCUUUUGGAAUAAAACUCUUAACUAUA
Molecule: messenger RNA, 1243 nt
Organism: Bombyx mori (domestic silkworm)
Lineage: Eukaryota; Metazoa; Arthropoda; Insecta; Lepidoptera; Bombycidae
Gene: Or-63
Product: olfactory receptor 63
Exons: 7
Coding region: 65-1045 (326 amino acids)
Biological process (GO): detection of chemical stimulus involved in sensory perception of smell; sensory perception of smell
Cellular component (GO): plasma membrane
Molecular function (GO): odorant binding; olfactory receptor activity
Source: RefSeq, a predicted model, not a curated record